Ruditapes philippinarum (Manila clam) is the source of this 1938-nucleotide messenger RNA. RefSeq lists its product as uncharacterized. Gene Ontology annotation, molecular function: nucleic acid binding. The transcript has a single exon. Gene Ontology annotation, biological process: DNA integration. NCBI's taxonomy places the organism in Eukaryota, Metazoa, Mollusca, Bivalvia, Venerida, Veneridae. The record is from RefSeq and is a predicted model, not a curated record. Bases 1 to 1938 code for a protein of 645 amino acids.
AUGGCUAAAACUUGGGUUGCUCCAUUGAAAAAGUUAACAUUACCUAGGUUAGAGCUAAUGGCGGCAGUAAUUGGAUCCCUACUAUGUAAACACCUGCAGCAAAACACCAGCAUAACACAGAUAUACCUUUGGUCAGAUAGCCAGAUUGUGCUUUCUUGGCUUCAGACGCCUAAAACCCUUCCACGAUUUGUAAGGAACAGAGUGAUUGAAAUCCACGCGCUGUCCGAAAACCGGAAAUGGAAUUAUUGUCCGACGAAAGAAAACCCUGCCGAUUUACUUACGAGGGGUAUCUCUGUGACUCACUUCAAGAACAGUAAUCUAUGGUUUCAUGGACCUACAUGGCUUACCACACCUGACAGUUGGCCAGUUUGGCAAGAAAAAGAUAUUUACGUUACCAUGACAACGUUUAUUGACCCAGCAACCAAGCCAAAAGAUACAAUUUUACCAUUAAGCAAUAUCAGUUUCAUAGACAUGUCAAGAUUCAGUUCUUUAAGAAAGCUGCUCAGGGUUACAGCUUAUGUCCUGCGUUUUAUAUUCAAGUGUCGAGACGGGAGUCAUACUGGAAGAUUAGACUUUUUAACUACAGACGAACUACGCAGAGCUGAGGAGAUGUGCAUACGAUGUUGCCAGAUGUCCAAAUAUCAAGCAGAAAUAGAAGAUACAAAAUCAAAAAGAAACAAAUUUCCAUUAUGUAGACAACUUCAGUUAUUCUUAGACAAUGGCAUAUUAAAGUGCCGUGGUCGUAUCCACAAUGCUCCAUUAGACGAGCUGACAAAAUGCCCGUACCUACUACCAGCUAAGCAUCCUUUUACAAAGUUAGUUGUCAACGACGCACAUUCCAGAUUAUUGCAUGCCGGCGUUAGUUCAACUAUUACGUUCUUAAGACAGAUGUACUGGAUUCCUUCGAUUCGUCAAACUGUAAAAAACAUAUUACGUAAAUGUACAUGUUGUGUAAAGGUUAUUGGGAAACCCUACUCAGCACCUGACCCACCUCCAUUACCAAAGUGUAGAGUUUCUGACGUCAAACCCUUUACUUAUACAAGAGUAGACUUCUCUGGAGCAUUACUGGUUCGGGAUAGUAACAAAAGAGACAUAAAAGCUUACUUCUGCUUGUUUACAUGUGCUUCUACGAGAGCAGUUCACCUAGAACUUGUUUCAAACCUAUCAGCAGAAUCAUACCUACAAGCUUUCCGACGUUUCUGUAGCAGAAAAUCUGUCCCUUACGUCAUGAUGUCAGACAACGCUAACACCUUCAUAUCAGCCUCAAAACAAUUAAGAGAUUUGUUUCACUCACUCACAGUUAGAGAAGAACUCAACAACAGAGGAAUUGAGUGGAAGAUGAUACCUAAACGCGCCCCUUGGUUUGGUGGAAUGUGGGAACGUCUCAUAGGUCUGACGAAAACAACUAUAAAGAUAGUGCUAGGACGUUCCUAUGUUACCUACGAAACGUUACAGACUGUAAUCACAGAAAUCGAGGCAAUGAUUAACGAUAGGCCGUUGACAUAUGUUUGUUCUGGUAAUUCAGAUGAACCGGAAGUACUUACACCAUCACACUUACUUUAUGGCAGACGAAUAACCAAACUCCCUUAUGAAGAUGUCCUUUCAUGUACAUUCCCUACGCCAAGUGACCGAUCGUCAGUUAUCAAACAAGCUACGAUACAAACGAAGUUAAUUAACCACUUCCGGGAUAGAUGGCGUCACGAAUACCUGACAGCUUUACGAGAACGUUAUCAGACUACUGGCAAAAAUGACCAGACGAUAUCCGUUGGAGACGUUGUAUUAGUCCACCACGAUGUUCCCCGCUUAUUAUGGAAACUUGCUGUGGUUGAAGAACUCGUGCCAGGAAAAGAUGGACUUAUUCGAAGUGCUAAAAUUCGAACUCAAAAUGGACUCACAAAUCGCGCAAUUGUAAAACUUUACCCCCUCGAAAUGUAUUAA